Molecule: messenger RNA, 1488 nt
Organism: Pocillopora verrucosa
Lineage: Eukaryota; Metazoa; Cnidaria; Anthozoa; Scleractinia; Pocilloporidae
Source: RefSeq, a predicted model, not a curated record
AUGGCUUCUCCGUCAGCUGAGGAGAGCCAAGAUAUUUCAAUAUUUCCCUCGCUGACCUUCGAUGAUGUCGGCCAAUAUGCAAAAAAGAUGUCCGGAUGCACCAGCACAGCGAAAGCUUAUAAGUUUAUGGCAGAACCUGGAUAUCUACACGAGAUUAAAGUGAUACGGGCCAACAACGCGGUGAAAAUUGCAUCGAAAUGUUUUCGUUCCAUGAAGAAGAACGAGCCACCUCAUUCCUUGGAAGUUUCUUCGAGCAUGGCUGACGGUUCUUUGUCUGGAAGGUGCUCUUGUGUGGCUGGAUCAGGAGGGUAUUGCCAUCAUGUUAUAGGGCUUCUCUAUUAUCUGGCUUUACUCAAACAACUGGGGCAUCGAACUCUGCCAGAUGAUCUAACAUGCACCAGCAUGAAGCAGCGCUGGAGUGUGCCCAGGGGGAAAAAAAUUGAACCAAAGCAAAUUCAAAAUGUGCUUGUGAAGAAACCUCAGCUAGGCGCAUCCUUUAACAAAUACAUCAAAUGCAACUUGUACUCCCCAUCACCAAUGUAUGGAACAAUGACUAAAGAGCACUUCAACAGCCUACAGCCAAAGCCUCUGUUUGCAACCCUUGUUCCUUCUGAGCAGGACCUGAGAUCUGUUUCAUUUGUCCCAAGCAAGUUUGGAAAUGUCCCCAAAGGAUGUUUGAUUUCUUAUCAGCAAAAAAUGUCUUCAGACUAUGUGAUUAAUGAUUUUACCUGCACUGCAUUUCCAGAAUUACCACUCGAGAGUGCAAAAGAUAGAUUUGAAAAUAAUGUAUCUGUGUGCCUGGAGGCAAACCAACAAGCCCUAUUUGACUCUCUUUCUGUCACAAGUGAGAUUUCUCUUAAGGUACAAGAACAAACAAUUACUCAAAGUUCAAGCGAGACAUGGCAUCUUCUGCGAAAGAAGCGGAUCACAGCAAGCAAGUUUGGUACAGUUGCCCGGCGAGUUUCGAAUUUUGAAACCCUUGUUAAUCAGCUGAACCCGACAAGAUUUGUUCAAACUCCAGCGAUGAAGAGGGGUGUGGAACUUGAACCCCAUGCAGCAACAAUCUAUGCUAAUGUAGCAAAAAAUGGCAGAGUAAAUCUAUUUCCAUCAGGAUUAAUUAUACACCCAAAAUGCCCAUGGUUAGGAUGCAGCCCUGACCGGAAAGUUUAUGAUUUAGAUGCCCUUGGUAGUGACCAGAACCCCUUUGGGUUACUGGAAGUUAAAGUUGUGAAGGAGGAGGCAACCUCAUUUGAUGAUGUGAGGUAUCUUACUAAGGAUAAUAUUAACCAGUAUUCUCUGAAGAAGAACGACAUUUAUUAUUACCAGGUCCAGUGCCAGUUGGGCCUCACUGGUCUAGACUGGUGUGAUUUUUUUAGUUACAUGAACGAUGACAUGUUUGUCUGCACAAGAAUCCUUUUUGAUCCAAUUUUUUUUCAGGGAGCUAAAGAUAAGGUGGACAAUUUUUUUUUCAAUUACUAUCUAAGCUGA